Messenger RNA from Lutra lutra (Eurasian river otter), 993 nucleotides. RefSeq names its product ubiquinol-cytochrome-c reductase complex assembly factor 3. The transcript has 2 exons. Gene Ontology annotation, cellular component: mitochondrial inner membrane. Lineage: Eukaryota; Metazoa; Chordata; Mammalia; Carnivora; Mustelidae. Gene Ontology annotation, biological process: mitochondrial respiratory chain complex III assembly; mitochondrial electron transport, ubiquinol to cytochrome c. Bases 93 to 362 code for a protein of 89 amino acids. The record is from RefSeq and is a predicted model, not a curated record.
UCUAGCCUGCGCGGGAGGCGGUGAGACGCCGUGGACGGCUUCCCAGGCGGCGAAAGCUACAGAGGGCCUCUUCGCUGGCCGCCCGGUCGGCCAUGGAGGCUUUGCGCAAAGCGCUGAUCGUGGGUGCCCUUCUGGGCGCGGGGGCUGGCGUUGGCUCCGCGCUCUUUGUCCUCGUGACCCAGGGAGAGGAGCAGAAGCAGGCGAUGCUGAAGGAGAUACCCGAGCAGGACCCGCGGCGCAGGGACGAGGCGACCAGAACCAAAGAGUUAGUGCUGGCCACUCUGCAGGAGGCAGCGACCACGCAGGAGAACGUGGCCUGGAGGAAGAACUGGAUGGUCGGCGGCGACGGGAGGUCAGCGUGAGCCCGGACUUCCCUCGUGGGCGCUGGCACCUUCCUCCCGCGGAGUCCGGCGCGGCCUUUCUCCCCCGUAGUCCCGGUAGGGAGUCCGGACCCGGGAUGCCGCGCGCCCAGGCCUCCUUGAGGCCCCGGGAGCCGCUGCGGGGUGAGCACGUCCCGCCUCCACCCGCAGGCGCUGCACUGAUAACACUUUCCCGUCCUGCGUCGCGGGCCAGGGCGUGGGAUGUGGCCAACUGAAGGAACCAAUAAAUCACGUUCCUCUGUCCGGUCAGUAAGCCCUGCGGUCUGUGUCUAGAGUGUUCUGGGGAUCCGUGUAGGGGACGCGGAUGACUGUGGGUCCCACCGGCCCUGCAACGACCACGUUUUCCAAACACAAGCCAGGUCAUGUGGUCUGAGUGGCCAUUCGGUGAUAACCAGGAGACAUUCUCGAAAUCAGAACUAUCCUGGAAAAUCCUGUAGCAUUAGAUGCCCAUGGAAGACACUUUGGGUGAAGUUGGAGAGGGGCUGUUGGUAUUAGCAUGUGCGGUGAUGCUCUCUGGGGCUGCCGAACCGUUGGAGGCCAAUUUAAAUUGCCGAGCGAAAGGAGCGUGCUUUGAGUCAGACAGAUCUUGAUUAAAGUCCUGCCUAUUACAAAA